CCGAGCAUGGCCCGACGCUCCGUCUUGGGUUUCAUCCUGCUGAGCGCGCUGAUGGGCAAGAGCAGAGCCUGUUUCUGCGACCAUUACCCAUGGACUGAGUGGUCCAGCUGCUCAAAAACCUGCGACACGGGAACCCAGAGCAGAUACCGACAAGUAGUAAUAAAUGAUUACUACGUGAAGAACUCCUGCAUGCAGCUUUGCACCCUCAGGGAGAUCAGAGAAUGUAACUGGAAAGCUUGUCCUGUCAACUGCCUCCUGGGAGAUUAUGGACCAUGGUCAGACUGUGACCCUUGCGUUGAGAAACAGUUUAAGGUCAGAUCUAUUUUGCGCCCCAGUCAGUUUGGAGGAGAAAAGUGCACGGAGCCCCUGGUGAAUUUUCAACCAUGCAUUCCAUCUAAGCUCUGCAAAAUCACAGAGAUCGACUGCAAGAAUAAAUUCCGUUGCGACAGCGGCCGCUGCAUUGCCAACAAGUUACAGUGCAAUGGAGAAAAUGACUGUGGAGACAACUCAGAUGAAAGGGAUUGUGGGAGGAAAAAGUCAGUGUGCCGACGCAACUAUGAGCCCAUCCCCAACGUAUACAUGAUGGGCGCCGGGUAUAACCUUCUGGCAGGAGAGCCCAGGGGAGAAGUCCUUGAUAACUCUUUCACUGGAGGAAACUGUAAAACCGCCAAAAGUGCUAAAGCAAGUAACCCCUACCGUGUUUCGGCCAAUCUGGAAAACGUCAACUUUGAGACAGAAGUUAAAGAAGAAGAUUUGAAAACAGAGUUCUAUAAGGAUUUAACUCCUGUUGAACAGAGCAAAAAUCAAAAAAGCUUAGGUAGGUACGAAUCGCAGAGCGGUUGGUCCGUGCCAAUUUUUUACUCCUCGACGCAAAGCCAGUCCUCCACCCACAAUUCCGCCUUCAAAGAAGCCAUCCAAGCCUCCCACAAAAAGGAUUCCAGCUUUAUUAGGAUCCACAUGGCCAUCAAAACCUUAAACUUCACCAUGAAAAGUAAAGACCUGCAGCUUUCGAAUGUCUUUCUAAAAGCACUCAACCAGCUGCCUCUGGAAUACAACUAUGCCCUGUACAGCCAGAUAUUCGAGAACUUCGGGACUCACUACUUCACCUCCGGCUCCCUGGGUGGCGUGUAUGACCUCCUGUACCAGUACAGCCGCGAGGAGCUGAAGAACUCAGGUUUAACAGAGAAGGAAUCGCAGAAUUGUAUCCGGAUUGAAACAACAAAACGCAUUCUUUUUUUUAAGAAAAAAACUGUGGAACACCGGUGCACCACCAACAAGAUGUCAGAGAAGUAUGAAGGUUCGAUGUUGCAGGGAGCAGAGAAAUCCAUCUCCCUGGUGCAAGGCGGGAGGAGCGAGGAAGCAGCGGCUUUGGUGUGGGAAAAGGGCACCUCUGGUCCCGGCGAGGGCGUCUUUUCUCAGUGGUUAGAGUCGGUGAAGGAUAAUCCUGUCGUGAUCGACUUCAAGCUCGCUCCCAUCACGGACUUGGUCAGGAACAUCUCCUGCGCAGUGACAAGACGGAACAACCUCAGGAAGGCUUUCCAGGAAUACGCAGCCACGUUUGACCCUUGCCGGUGUGCUCCGUGUCCCAACAACGGCCGCCCCACACUCUCGGGGACCGAAUGUCUGUGCGUGUGCCAGAGCGGCACCUACGGCGACAACUGUGAGAGGCGCGCCCCGGAUUACAAAUCGAAUGCCGUAGACGGGAACUGGGGCUGCUGGUCUUCCUGGAGCCAGUGCGACGUCACCUACAAGAGAUCGAGAACCCGAGUGUGCAACAACCCUGCCCCGCAGCAAGGAGGGAAGCCCUGCCAGGGGGAGAGCCGGCAAGAGGAGCACUGCUCGAUUUCAAUCAUGCAGAGCAAUGGGCAAGUAUGCAUCAACGAUGAUGAAUAUGUGAAAGAAGUAGACCUUCCUGACCUGGAGUCGGACACAGGGUGUCCUCAGCCAGUUCCUCCGGAAAAUGGAUUUAUCCGAAAUGAAAAGAAACUGUACUCAGUUGGGGAAGAUGCUGAAAUCGCAUGCUAUACCGGAUUCAGGCUGGUCGGGUACCAGUACUUCAGUUGUUUGCCAGACAGGACCUGGAAGCAGUUAGACGUGGAAUGCCAACGGGCACAGUGCCUCAAGCCAGUUGUACAAGAAGUGCUGACGCUCUCACCAUUUCAGAUAUCGUAUAAAAUUGGAAAAUCCAUUGAGCUCACCUGUCCCAGAGGCUUUGUCGUUUCUGGGCCAUCAAGGUACACGUGCACUGAGAAUUCCUGGACACCGCCCAUUUCAAAUUCACUCACCUGCGAAAAUGAUAUUCUGGGCAAAUUAAAGGGCCGUUGUCCACUAGGACAAAAGGAAUCAGGAUCUGAAUGCAUAUGUAUGUCUCCAGAAGACUGUAGCCAUUAUUCAGAAGAUCUCUGUGUGUUUGACUCAGACUCCGACAGUUACUUUACUUCACCAGCUUGUACAUUUUUGGCCAAGAAAUGUUUAAAUAAUCAGCAAUUCCAUUUUCUACAUAUUGGUUCCUGCCAAGAUGGUCUACAAUUAGAAUGGGGUCUUGAAAGGACAAAGCUUUCAUUCAACAGUAGCAAGAAAGAACCCUGUGGCUAUGACACCUGCUAUGACUGGGAAAAAUGUUCAGCCUCCACUUCCAGGUGUGUCUGCAGGUUGCCCAGCCAGUGCAUCAAGGGCGGAAACCAACUCUACUGCGUCAGGAUGGGGUCGUCGACUCUCAGUAAGACAGUGAACGUCUGUGAAGUAGGAACUGUAAGAUGUGCCAACAGAAAAGUGGAAAUACUGCAUCCUGGAAGGUGUUUGGUCUAACACAGUUACUGAUGGACAGGUUUACUGUCCAAAAAUAAUCCCUGCAAAAGGGCAUUCUUGUACCAACAGCCUGUCCUACCUUAGCUUCCCCUCCAGGUCCAGCCCAUGACACCCUGUAGCAUAUUCCUAGAUAAUACCUUCCAUAUCAAUCUAGUAAACUCUUUUGUUCAUGUUGCAUUAAAAUGAU
Molecule: messenger RNA, 2995 nt
Organism: Miniopterus natalensis
Lineage: Eukaryota; Metazoa; Chordata; Mammalia; Chiroptera; Miniopteridae
Gene: C6
Product: complement C6
Biological process (GO): complement activation
Cellular component (GO): membrane attack complex
Molecular function (GO): protein binding
Source: RefSeq, a predicted model, not a curated record